Podarcis raffonei (Aeolian wall lizard) is the source of this 7172-nucleotide messenger RNA. Its product is annotated as zinc finger protein 91-like. Gene Ontology annotation, molecular function: DNA-binding transcription factor activity, RNA polymerase II-specific; RNA polymerase II cis-regulatory region sequence-specific DNA binding. NCBI's taxonomy places the organism in Eukaryota, Metazoa, Chordata, Lepidosauria, Squamata, Lacertidae. The transcript has 12 exons. The record is from RefSeq and is a predicted model, not a curated record. Gene Ontology annotation, biological process: regulation of transcription by RNA polymerase II. The coding region runs from base 555 to 5594 and encodes 1679 amino acids.
CCCUUCUCUAUUCAUAAAUCUCUGUAUGUCGGCCAUUUUCCCUCCCUAAUUCUUUAUUUGACUGAAAGUCCAGUUUCUGAGGCGUCUUCCAGGGCAGUUCCACCCAGAGGGCCUUGCCACCGUCCCCUCGGAUCCAGAGCAGGAAGUCCCGAAGGGACGGUGGCUGGAGCUAGACAUGGGCCCUGAUGCUCACCAAGCCACCCAAGCAGAUAUGGCUGGCUUGGGGCGAAGCUCUGGACUAUGAAGUGGGGUGGGGAGGGACCCCCACUGUUUCCUUGGCUUCAGAUUACACUCACUUGUCAUUCACAGUUAUGACUUCUCCCUCCCCCUUUUCCCCCCAUACAGCUUGGAGUCUGAGCUGUGGUGCAAUCCAGCCCUGGUUCCUAGCAAGACUCAGCCACGCUUCCUCAGGAAACAUUCUUCUCCUCUUCAUCUUACAAUAGAAUAGUGUGUUUGAUUCAGACGAUUUUCUGCACCUCGCAUUAGUACCCACAGAACUUGGCAGAGGACCAAGGGGCUCCUUCCAAUCUCUUGGAGACUUCCGAAGAGCCCAGAUGGAGGAGCAAGACUCAGCUGGCCCUGAAGCAGGAAGAGGCCAUGCCAUGGAAACUGGGAACAGUGGGGAAUUCUGGGAAAACUCUGUGAAGAAGGAACUGGGUGAGGAGGACACCCUUUGCUCAGAGGUGCAGAGCCAGGAGCUCAGUCAGUUCUGCUACCAGGAGGCCAAAGGACCCCGAGAGGUUUGCAGCCAACUCUACCACCUUGACCAUCAGUGGCUGAAGCCAGAAAGGCACACGAAAGCUCAGAUGUUGGACCUGGUGAUCUUGGAGCAGUUCCUGGCUGUCCUUCCUCUGGAGAUGGAGAACUGGGUGAGGGAAUGCGGAGCGGAGACCACUUCCCAGGCGGUGGCCCUGGCCGAAGGUUUCCUCCUGAGUCAAGCAGAGGAGAGGAAGCAGGCAGAGCAGCAGAGGAAGGAUCUUUUGGCAGAAAUGGGUCUUGAUUCUUCUGAGGCAGAGAAGACUCCGCUGGACGCCAGAGUGAGGCCUCUGGGAGACGGAAUGAUGCCACCAAGACCUGCUCCUUCAUCUUUUCAUGGUGGUGGAGGGGAGGCAGCAGCUGUGGACCCAGAUCAGGGUCCAGUGUGCUUUGAAGAUGUGGCUGUCCAUUUCACAGACGAGGAGUGGGCGUUGCUGGAUCCUGACCAGAGAGCUCUCCAUAAGGAAGUCAUGGAGGAGAAUCGUGGGAUCUUGGACUCUCUCGUUUCAGGUGGUGAUGAAUUGGAAAUGAAGAACAAGGGAGACCACAACGAAAUCCACACAGUAGAGGAUCCAUAUCAGGAUUCAGACUGUGGAGAGAGCUUCAGGCAGAGCUCCCAUUCCACUUCCCAUCAAAUAAAUCCCCUUGAGAAGAAACACUAUCAGUGCUUGGAGUGUGGAAAGAGCUUCACUCGGAGUGCACAUCUCACAUCCCAUCGUAGAAUUCAUACAGGGGAGAAACCAUAUCACUGCUUGGAGUGUGGAAAGAGCUUCAGUCACAGCCACGAUCUUACUUCCCAUCGUAGAAUUCAUACAGGAGAGAAACCCUAUCAGUGCUUUGAAUGUGGAAAAAGCUUCAGUCAGAGGGCCCAUCUCACGACCCAUCAAAGGAUUCAUACAGGGGAGAAACCCUUUCAGUGCGUGGAAUGUGGGAAAAGCUUCAGUCAGGGCUCCAAUCUCACUGCCCACCAUAGAAUUCAUACAGGGGAGAAACCAUAUCACUGCUGGGAGUGUGGAAAGAGCUUCAGUCAAAGCCACAAUCUCACUUGCCAUCGUAAAAUUCAUACAGGGGAGAAACCAUAUCACUGCUUCAGUCACAGCCAUGAUCUCACUUCCCAUCGUAGAAUUCAUACAGGGGAAAAACGCUAUCAGUGCGUGGAAUGUGGAAAGAGAUUCAGAAAUUGCUCAGAUCUCACUUCCCAUCAAAGAAUUCAUACAGGGGAGAAACCCUAUCAGUGCUUGGAGUGUGGAAAGAGAUUCAGCUGGAAACAGAGCUUUGUUUUCCAUAAAAAAAUACAUACAGGGAAGAAACCCUAUCAGUGCUUGGAAUGUGGAAAGAGCUUCAGUCAAAACCGCAGUUUCACUUCCCAUCUAAGAAUUCAUACAGGGGAGAAACCCUAUCAGUGUCUGGAAUGUGGAAAGAGCUUCACCAGGAAAGAAAGUCUCACAGCCCAUCACAAAAUCCAUACAGGGGAGAAACCCUAUCAGUGCCUGGAAUGUGGAAAGAGCUUCAGUCAAAGCAACAAUCUCAUUUCCCAUCAGAGAAUUCACACAGGGGCUGCCUGGCUCUGCAACUUCACAGAGCUGGAGAACAUGCUCCAUGACUGGCUCAUGGGCGGCCUGAGGGACAAGAAGCUGCAGUGGCACCUCUACGCCAAGAAGGACCUGACGUUCCAGGCUGCCCUAGAGGAGGCUGUAGCAACUGAAGCUGCUGAGAGGUCAGCGCAAGGAUUCCAGUCAAACAUGUCGUCCCAACCGAGGAUCCACCUCGAGGACCUCACCGACGACUCAGAAUCCGACCAGGAGGACCCCUCCCCCUCUGACGUCCCUUCCGGCCUGGCCCUCGCCUGCCGGGCUCUGGAUUUGCUGCAGCUUGCAUUACGACACACAGAACUUGGCAGAGGACCAAGGGGCUCCUUCCGAUCUCUUGGAGACUUCCUGGGAGCCCAGAUGGAGGAGCAAGACUCAGCUGGCCCUGAAGCAGGAAGAGGCCACGCCCAGGAAACGGGGAGUAGUGGGGGAUUCUGGGAAAACUCCGUGCAGAAGAUCCUGGAUGAGGAGGACACCCCUUGCUCAGAGGUGCAGAGCCAGCAGCUCAGUCAGUUCUGCUACCAGGAGGCCAAAGGACCCCAAGAGGUUUGCAGCCAGUUCUACCAUCUUGACCAUCAGUGGCUGAAGCCAGAAAGGCACACGAAAUCUCAGAUGCUGGACCUGGUGAUCUUGGAGCAGUUCCUGGCUGUCCUUCCUCUGGAGAUGGAGAACUGGGUGAGGGAAUGCGGAGCGGAGACCACUUCCCAGGCGGUGGCUGUGGCCGAAGGUUUCCUCCUGAGUCAGGCAGAGGAGAGGAAGCAGGCAGAGCAGCAGAGGAAGGAUCUUUUGGCAGAAAUGGGUCUUGAUUCUUCUGAGGCAGAGAAGACUCCGCUGGACGCCAGAGUGAGGCCUCUGGGUGACGGAAUGAUGCCACCAAGACCUGCUCCUUCAUCUUUUCAUGGUGGUGGAGGGGAGGCAGCAGCUGUGGACCCAGAUCAGGGUCCAGUGUGCUUUGAAGAUGUAGCUGUCCAUUUCACUGAUGAGGAGUGGGCGUUGCUGGAUCCUGACCAGAGAGCUCUCCAUAAGGAAGUCAUGGAGGAGAAUCGUGGGAUCUUGGACUCUCUUGUUUCAGGUGGUGAUGAAUUGGAAAUGAAGAACAAGGGAGACCGCAACGAAAUCCACACAGUGGAGGAGCCAUAUCAGGAUUCAGACGGUGGAGAGAGCUUCAGUCAGAGCUCCCAUUCCACUUCCCAUCAAAGAAAUCCGCUUGAGAAGAAACCCUAUCAGUGCUUGGAAUGUGGAAAAAGCUUCACCUGGAAACAGAGUUUGGCUGCCCAUCAAAGAAUUCAUACAAAAGAGAAACCCUAUCGCUGCUUGGAGUGUGGAAAGAGCUUCAGUCACAGUCACAAUCUCACUACCCAUCGUAGGAUUCAUACAGGAGAGAAACCUUAUCACUGUGUGGAAUGUGGAAAGAGCUUCAGUCACAGCUCCCAUCUCACUGCACAUCAAAGAAUUCAUACAGGGGAGAAACCAUAUCACUGCUUAGAGUGUGGAAAGAGCUUCAGUCAGAGGGCUAAGCUCACUUCCCAUCAAAGGAUUCAUACAGGGGAGAAACCCUAUCAGUGCUUGGAAUGUGGAAAGAGCUUCAAUCACAGGGCCAAGCUCACUUCCCAUCAAAGGAUUCAUACAGGGGAGAAACCCUAUCAGUGCUUGGAAUGUGGAAAGAGCUUAACUCGGAGUGCCCAUCUCACUUCUCAUCAAAGGAUCCAUACAGGGGAGAAACCCUAUCAGUGCUUGGAAUGUGGAAAGAGCUUCAGGCAAAAAAGCAGUUUUACUUCCCAUCAAAGAAUUCAUACAGGGGAGAAACCCUAUCAGUGCUUGGAAUGUGGAAAGAGCUUCCGUCAAAAAAGCAGUUUCACUUCCCAUCAAAGAAUUCAUACAGGGGAGAAACCCUAUCAGUGCUUGGAAUGUGGAAAGAGCUUCAAUCAGAGGGCCAAGCUCACUUCUCAUCAAAGGAUUCAUACAGGGGAGAAACCCUAUCAGUGCUUGGAUUGUGGAAAGAGCUUCACUCGGAGUGCCCAUCUCACUUCUCAUCAAAGGAUCCAUACAGGGGAGAAACCCUAUCAGUGCGUGGAAUGUGGAAAGAGCUUCAGUCAAAAAACCAGUUUCACUUCCCAUCAAAGAAUUCAUACAGGGGAGAAACCCUGUCAGUGUGUGGAAUGUGGAAAUAGUUUCAGCCAGAGCUCCCAUCUCACUGCACAUCAAAGAAUUCAUACAGGGGAGAAACCAUAUCACUGCUUGGAGUGUGGAAAGAGCUUCAGUCACAGCCACAAUCUUACUUCCCAUCGUAGAAUUCAUACAGGAGAAAACCCCUUUCAGUGCCUGGAAUGUGGAAAGAGCUUCACUCGGAGUACCCAUUUCACUUCCCAUCAAAGAAUUCAUACAGGGGACGAACCCUAUCAGUGUGUGCAAUGUGGAAAGAGCUUCACCAGGAAAGAAUAUCUAACUGUUCAUCAAAGAAUUCAUACAGGGGAGAAACCGUAUCAGUGCUUGGAAUGUGGAAAAAGCUUCACCUGGAAAGAAAGUCUAACUGUCCAUCAGAGAAAUCAUACAGGCGAGAAACCGUAUCAGUGCUUGGAAUGUGGAAAGAGCUUCAGUCACAGCUAUACUCUCACUUCCCAUUGUAGAAUUCAUACAAGGGAGAAACCCUAUCAGUGCGUGGAAUGUGGAAAGAGCUUCAAUCUGAGGGCCCAUCUCACUUCCCAUCAAAGGAUUCAUACAGGGGAGAAACCCUAUCAGUGCAUGGAAUGUGGAAAGAGCUUCAGUCACAGCUACAGUCUGACUUCCCAUCGUAGAAUUCAUACAGGGGAGAAACCCUAUCAGUGCAUGGAAUGUGGAAGGAGCUUCACCAGGAAAGAAAGUCUUACUUCCCAUCAAAGAAUUCAUACAGGAGAAAACCCCUUUCAGUGCCUGGAAUGUGGAAAGAGAUUCAUUAACAGCUCCACACUCACUUCCCAUCAAAGAAUUCAUACAGGGGAGAAACCCUUUAAGUGCUUGGAAUGUGGAAAGAGCUUCACCUGGAAAGAAAAUCUCACUUCCCAUCAAAGGAUUCAUACAGGGAAGAAACCCUUUAAGUGCUUGGAAUGUGGAAAGAGCUUCACCUGGAAAAUAAGUUUCACUUCCCAUCAAAGAAUUCAUACAGGAGAAAACCCCUUUCAGUGCCUGGAAUGUGGAAAGAGCUUCACCAGGAAAGUAGGUCUCACUGCCCAUCAAAAAUUACACACAGUCGAGGAAUCAUAUCAGUGUUAGGAAUGUGGAAAGAGCUUUAGUCAAAAAGGAAAUCUCAUUUCAUCAAAGAAUACAUACAGGGGAGGAAUCAUAUCAAUGCCAAGAGUGUGAUCGGAGGGAUUUAUGAAAGUCUCAUUUUUCAAGUUCUCUAAAAAAAUACAGUUGUAGCUCUUAAAAGGACUUAGAGCUAGCUGAAAACGCUAAAAUCAAGACAGGCUUCGACAAGUUUGUUUCUCUUUGAAGGAAAAUAUUUCUUCUACUCUGAGCCACUUAAAGAGAAUUGGAUUCCUGCAAGACAACCACUCUUAUCUGGACACCUAAAUUGCUAGGUCCUCUUGGACACAUUCUUUCUUUUUUCUGUUUUAUGGUUCCUCUCUUAAAGUAAUUAUUUGGUUUAUUUGUUUAAUUCGAAUCUUAAUUUGAGAAAUUGGAUUUUAUGUUAAACAUCUUAUGUGUGUUGGGUAUCAGGCUGGAAGGAAGAGGGAGGGCUGGAAAAAUGCAGGAAACAGGAUCUCUUGGGAAAGAGUUAUUCUGUGACCUUGACAAACUGAUAAGGUGCUGUUGGAAAAUAGGUUGCUUUGAGAACAAGGGAGAGGGAGAUUUUGAAUAUGGCAGUUCAAAAACAGUUUACACCAGGCCUGUGUUAAAUUUGGAGAAGCUAUUAGCCCGAAUUGAUAAAAAUAAUGAAAUGGAGACAAAUUUGACCACUAAAGUAGAGACACUGACAAAGGAAACAGAAGCACUAGAUGUCUCCAUGAAAGGAAGGGAGGUGAAGUCUGAAAAGCUGGAAAAGAAGACAAAAAAUGGAAAACAGAACAGGAGACGCUUAGGAUUGAUGUGGACGGUUUGGGUGGGAGAUAAGAGGCAAUUGCGGGCGCUUUGGCGGUUCUUGAGAUGAGACAGAAAGCCCAGCCUCUGAGACGGAGAGGAGGGAGGAGAGCAGGAUUUUAGCAAAGGUUUGAGCGGAGUGGCUGGGAGUGGAAGAGGAAUUCAUGGAGGAGGCGCCACUCUCCUCACAGCCGGGGGUGGUGGCUUUUGGGUAGAAAACCAAUGUGAAUAAAUUCCCCCAGUGAAACCCCCUGGCCGGUCUUCCUAUAUUCAGAGUCUUCUUUCCCUGUGCCCCCACCCCGCCCCAAUCAAAGUCCCAGCCAGCAGCUGCCCCCCAGGCCUUCCUCCGCCCAUCUUGGGGCCUCAAGGCAUGCAGGCAGAAUUUGGUGGGGGGCCAGGCUGGGCUCAGAGGUCUGCUUUCCUCUCCUUCCACUGGGAAGCUUGUCUACUAACUAAUGGAUAAAGGGUUGUUUGGAAGACUAAGCCAUCUCUACCCCCCACCCUGUUUUGAAAUAAAGCCAAUUUAAGAAUUGGGGGCACAGAGGAAGGAGAAUGUUAUGUUCUAAGCUUGGAUCCUAGAACAACAGGCAAGUAGGUUCCUAGAAUGCAACAACUGAUUGACUUGCAGGAAAAGACCAAUCAGGCUCCAGGAGGGAAGCAGAAUCAGCCAGUCAGACAGGACUAAUUGUGUAAUUAAUGUAUACAAAAGCCUGAGGUUUGGGGGGCAAUUAAAUCACUGUUUUACAAGCUUCAAUAAAGAGCAUGAAAUCA